ACUACUACUACUACUACUACACUUGGUUUCUGGUAGUAGUGUUUUUUGUUACGCACACACCAAAACGGCUCUCUCGCAGCCCAAAAGCUUCGCCGUUUCGGUUCGCGCUUUAGGGUUUCGCGAAAUGUCGUACGAAUCCGCUACUUCUUCUUCUUCGCUGUUCGCUCUCUCCAAUUCCAAUUCCCCUCCGCGCUCUUCACUAACCAUGCAUUGAUAUUCGUCUUCCUCUUCUCCUCUUCGGUGGUGGCAGUUCUGGUAUGGAAGUGUAUGAUGUUUCUGAAACUAGAAACCAUGAUGCAGACAUGAUUGAAGGUGCUGAUUUAAAUUCACACUUCACGAGCCCAAAUAUUGAACGAACUGAGGUCAUGAUUAACGAAGGAGCCCCUGAGUUUUUUGUUGACCAGAACUUGUAUUACCCUGCUGCCACCAAUUAUGGGUAUUACUGCUCAGGAUUUGGAACACCCGGGGAACAGGAGGACCAGCAUAGGAUUUUUGGUGUAGAUGGUCCCAAUAUUCAGUUCACGGGUGCACAAAAUGAAAGUUUUCCGUAUGUAUAUUAUAGCUAUGGAUAUGCACAGUCUCCAUACAAUCCAUACAAUCCUUACAUUCCUGGUGCUAUGAUUGGAGCUGAUGGCUCAUUUGGAGGAGGACAACAUUAUUAUACCCUCCCCAAUUAUCAAAGUCCAGUUUCUGCACCUGGUUAUAUUCCCCUUGUUCAACCUGACAAUUUUUCUGAUAGUUCUGCGGAUUCCUUUUUUGGAGCCAGUGCUUCUGUCAGUAAACCUGAUGGAAGAGGUUUGAAACCUAAGUUCAAUUCAGCUUCUGGUAACUUUUCUAGGAACUCUUCAAUUUUUUUAUCGAAUCAGACAAGUUCCUUGGCCAGGGCAUCAGAAAGGCCGAGAGCUAAUGAUGGGAGGAAGCAAGGUUUGACACAUGCAAGUGUUUCUGGGAGUAGUUUUCUCAAUUUAGCUUCACCAGCUGUUCAUCAGUCUGCAGUUGCUAAACUUAGGCCGAAGCUUCACAUUGGCAAAGCAGUGCCAAAUGGUGGAAAUGGGAGCUCUGAUGUAUUGGGUGAGCAAAAUCGAGGCCCUAGAGUUGGUAGAUCAAAACAUCAGCUGUCUGUGAAAGCCUAUACAACCAUGGCAGGAGAUGGUAAUGAACAGGGAAACAUUGUCAUUUAUCCUGAUCAAUAUAAUAUGGAGGACUUUCCCCUUGGCUAUGAAAAUGCCAAGUUUUUUGUUAUAAAAUCAUAUAGUGAGGAUGAUGUGCACAAAAGCAUUAAAUAUAAUGUGUGGUCGUCAACACCUCAUGGAAACAAGAAGUUGGAGAAUGCUUAUGAGGAUGCAAAGAAAAUAGCAGCUGAAAAGUCUGAAGUGUGCCCUAUUUUCCUAUUGUUUUCUGUUAAUGCAAGUGGACAGUUCUGUGGGGUUGCAGAGAUGGUUGGUACAGUUGACUUUAGCAAGAAUAUGGACUUUUGGCAGCAAGAUAAAUGGAGUGGAAGCUUUCCUGUGAAGUGGCACAUUAUAAAAGAUGUACCAAAUCCAAAUUUUAGGCACAUUAUACUGGAGAACAAUGAAAAUAAGCCAGUAACUAAUAGCAGAGACGCACAAGAGAUAAUGUAUUUGAAAGGUUUGGAAAUGCUGAAAAUAUUCAAAAAUCAUACAUUGAAGACAUCUUUGCUUGAUGACUUUAUGUACUAUGAAAACCGUCAAAAGAUCAUGCAGGAUGAGAAAGCCAAGUUUCUAGUCAAGAGUUUUGAUAGUCCAAUAUUUGUACCAGUAUUAGAAGCUCCCCAAAAGUUGAAUUUUUUUGUUGAUGUACCAACAGACAAUUAUGAGAAGAAUUUGAAGCCCAAGGAUGAUUCUGAUGGCUUGAAACAUAUUUCAUUUUCAAGUCCUGAGCAGAUUGUUGGUAAUUCUGAUGUCACUGGCAUCAAGCAUGCGCAUGAUGAAAAAGAUGAGAAAAUUGCUGUUGAUAAAGAACAUAUUUCUUCUAUCUUAAAGAUUGGUUCAGUCACUAUUGCCCCCAAACAAGUUGAGGCUAAGCAAUCCGUCAGCAAUGGUAAUAAAGAACCAGUUGAUGUUCUUACAGUAGGCUCAAUGCAGGUCAAAGUUAAUGGGUUUCCUUCGUCUUCUGGUUUCUUGAAGGUUGGCAGUACCCCAUUUGAUGCAAGAGCAUUACAACCGGGAAAAGGAGAUGCUGCCGUUAAAAGUGGAUCACAACGUUAAAUUUUGCUUUGCUUUGCAUUUGAGGCACAUCUGAUUUUAGUCUUCUUUUGGUAGAUGGAUUAAUUGUUUGCCCAAUUGUAUUAAACUGUUGGGAAGUUGAGCUUCUUUUUGAUCUUUUUGUUUUCAUUUACUAAUGAUGCUUUGGUACAAGGCUGUUAUAUCGUGGGUGUUUGAGCAGUGUUGACAUCUAAAGCUUCUAUUGGAUAGUUUAACCCUUAUUUUUUUUUGUUGCUUUUCGCCUGUUGUUGGUCAACAUGAAAGGGGUGAGUCUGUUCAUCCAAUUUAUGUCGAGAAAUUUGUUUUAACUUCUUGCCACAUUCGUUGAGUGAGUCAUUGUUAUAUUAACAAGAUCGCAUUUCUAUUCUGUUGGUUUGAAUGUAUUUCAUUCUGAUUUGGUUUAGGACGGGAAAAUGUAAGAAAUGAUUAAACGAGCCUUUUAAGAUUACAGUAUA
Molecule: messenger RNA, 2680 nt
Organism: Glycine soja
Lineage: Eukaryota; Viridiplantae; Streptophyta; Magnoliopsida; Fabales; Fabaceae
Product: YTH domain-containing protein ECT4-like
Exons: 8
Coding region: 258-2228 (656 amino acids)
Biological process (GO): mRNA destabilization
Cellular component (GO): cytoplasm
Molecular function (GO): mRNA binding
Source: RefSeq, a predicted model, not a curated record